This is a messenger RNA of Sycon ciliatum, 3497 nucleotides long. RefSeq names its product phosphatidylinositol 3-kinase regulatory subunit beta-like. The record is from RefSeq and is a predicted model, not a curated record. The transcript is spliced from 13 exons. Gene Ontology annotation, molecular function: 1-phosphatidylinositol-3-kinase regulator activity. Gene Ontology annotation, biological process: phosphatidylinositol phosphate biosynthetic process. NCBI's taxonomy places the organism in Eukaryota, Metazoa, Porifera, Calcarea, Leucosolenida, Sycettidae. Gene Ontology annotation, cellular component: phosphatidylinositol 3-kinase complex. Bases 592 to 2199 code for a protein of 535 amino acids.
UUCAAUCGCCACAUGGCAUCAAGUGAGUGCGUUGUUGACGUUGUGCGUGCGAGGGUCCACCAUUACUUCGCCCAGUCACAGCUCCUCCGACUCGUGAAAUGCUACGUGUUCGACUGGGUCAAAGUGCGCAUUGGUCAUUACUACUGCCAGUACUGUACAAGUCAUGCAAGUAAGUUAGUUCUCCUCUGCAAGUUACCUCGAUGAUUUCAACAACAACUGCCUCACGCCCGCGUUCAGUCAUCGUUUCAAGAGUUACGGAAACUUUCCCUGACGGAGCGAAGAAGCAAGUGAGUAGAACUUCCACUCGAUGAUCUACAGACUACAGUCCGUCUUCUCCUCGCCUCAGAUCACAUCGCAGAUGGCGUGUGUUUCUGUUUGUGUGUAUGUUUCAUCAAGCACCAGGAAGGAAGGGUUUUGUGAAGGUACGCGACGUGUCGAAAAACUCCCGGCGGAACGCUUCGGGCAUUUGUGCUAAAAAGUAUUCUAUCAUUGCCCGACUUUCUGGGAUAUAGCCGCUGGCUUGCAUUCGCAGCCAGGACUGUCAGGAGCGGUAUUAGUACUAUUACAGCUUAGUACACCUUCUACCCUACAAUGGACAACAACGCUGUACCUCCACCGCUUCCUCCCCGCGGAUCUACGCGAACAUCUGGUCCCAAACCUGAGGCCCCGACGACUUCACAACCUCCUGAUGUUUCCAGAACUACCAAACCUCCUGCAACGUGCGGAAAUCCUGAUCCAGCACCAAAUGGAACGUUGCCAUGCAAUGGAGAAAAACAUUUACCGAACGGUGAACAGCAACGUGAUCAUCGUCACCUAGCGCAGGGCGUGCGUUCAAUGUCCAGUCCUGCAGUGACCACACCGGGAUCUGGUGCCACCUCUCUGCACGCCUUUGGCUGGUACUGGGGACCUGCAGAAAAAGAGGUUGUGAAGGAGGCGAUGGCUGGCAUGCCUGAUGGUGCGUUCAUGGUCCGUGAUGCGUCUCAGACGCCCGGUGAAUACACGUUGACGGUCAAGAAGGAUGGUUUAAACAAACUGGUCAGGAUUUAUCACGAGAAGGGCAUGUAUGGCUUCAGCAAGCCCUGUACGUACGAUUCCGUGGCAGCACUCAUCUUGUUUUACACGGCUCACUCAAUGAGCGAGUACAACCAUUCAAUGGAUGUGAGGCUGGAAAAGCCAGUCUUCAAACCAUCGGAUACACCAGUACGAACAAUGCCUCGCAGUGGCCGAGCGCAAGCCAAAAAGUCUUUAUCACUGGAUGACCAAGUUUCACCCAGACCAGGCUCAGGGCCUACGUUCAAAAGAGCUGGCACCCCAGAAGUCGUAAUGGCUGAUUGGUAUUGGGGUUCCAUUACAAAAGCGGAAGUCAUGGAGAGGAUGGCUGACACUGCGGAUGGUUCUUUCCUGGUGCGCGACUCAACGAACAACCCAGGGGAAUAUACGCUCACUGUGAAGACGGGCGGAAUGAAUCGGCUAGUGAGAAUAUUCAACGACGGAAACAGGUUUGGAUUCAGUGACCCGUGUGAAUUUGACUCGGUCAGCUCACUGGUUGACUAUUUCAAAACCCAUUCGCUGGAAGAAUAUAAUAGCACGAUGCGAGUCAGACUGCUGCAUCCUGUCAGACAUUCAGAGGCUGACACUGAACUUCGGGAUACGAACGAAAGUCUCAAGCAACUACAGCAUAUCAAUAGCAUGCUCAACAGCCUUGAGAAGCAGUUUGACAAGAGGAGCGAGGAUCUUGAACUCCUCAAAAUGAACCAAGAUGAUCUAAGUCGUGAAGUGAAAUGCAAGGAGGCCAUAAUUCAAGUCGUCGACCGGCAACUCGGGGCGUUGGCGGCCACCAUGAAACAACGCGUGUCUUCAUCCAAAGAAGUGAAGGAUCACGUUGAAACCACCAAGAUGGAAUUGGAGCAGAUGUGUGAACGAAUGCACAGAGAAUUUGAUGCCAAAGUGCAGGAGUGCCUGGAAUCUCUAAGCGACGUGCAGCACACUCUUGCCACUGUGGCUAAUAUGAGGCUGUCCAAGAAUGAGGUGGAGAAAGAACAGAGAAACCUCAUCAGCUCUCUGGUAUAUCAUCAUGGUAUAAGUCAGUGUGAUCCAAGACUGCAGCGCCAAUACGUCGCAACACCACAAGCAGAAGCCACAGAUCGUCAGGCAAAAUUACUGGAGCGAAAAGCUAUCCCGAUGCUUGACACCCUCUAGGUAUCAUCAUGACUGCAACGGAGGAGACAAACCAACGAGACUGAGCCGCCGUGUAUGUGACCCUAACUGUCUUCAUGAGUUGAUGCAACUGGCCACUUUCAGUCGUCUUGACCACUGAUAUACUUCGAUGAAACGGAUAUGAUCAUUCACUGAUGGGCCUUGCAUACCAGGACAAAGCCCCUUAAUGAUGUAAUGCAACUGGAUGUGACUAAAUGCAACUGUAUUCACUAGUUCAUUCUAGCAUACUCAAUCACCAGGUCUUUCAAGAUUAAAUUGUUUUAGUGGUUCAGUACGAAAAGAGCUGGAUUGAGUCCAUUCAGUGAGGAAUAGACUAAAUGCAAUGGCAGAGUGUUGUGCUGAUGAAGCGAUGGUGACUCAUGGGUCACAUAAUUAUAUGUGACUGCUUGAUGAAUACUUCCAUUCGAAUUUCUUAUGCCGAGGUGGCCCCAGGAUUAUACUUUGCCAUAGGUUAAAAUUGCUCAUUUGGAGAAGUAACGUUUCUCCUCCGCCUCCUUUGGGAGAGUGAGCAGGUUAAUCAAAUGGAGUGAGGAAGAGAAUAGAGCGAGGGAUGGGAGCUCAUUGACGGUCAGUGUGGAGUCGCGACUUGCAGCUGUUCGGCUCAGGUUGGUCACCCGGAGCUCCGUCAACGCGGGCAUAGAGAUGAAGCGAGUGUGUGACCAAGGUUACGCUGACUGUUUGGCAGCGGCUAGCCGAGAUCCACGACAUGUACGGCCUCAGGAUCAGAACUGCCACCACAACACCGGCAACGCAACAGCUGCAGAACGUUGGAGUGUUUGAGUCUGCCUUGUUCGUCAGUUUGCCAUUAUGUCAUGCAAGUACUGUUUCUGAUGAACUUUUGGAAAAUGUCAUGUGCCCAAUGCUUCCCUUUUGUUGUGUAGAUUUCGACUUCGUAGUUCUUGGCUGUAGUCUAGUCUAUCAGUAGAAUUGUACAAUAAUUAUGUUUAACCGUAUUAUGUCCGCUGCUUUUUGUCAACCAGCUGUACAUGUAUCAUACUCAGCAGUUUUCGUAUAUUUAUUAAAUUUUGUUGAAGGAAAUACUUCAAAGCACUAGUAGCUGACGGUUCGUGUGUGUUUACCGUAGGACUGUUUUGCUAUACACUUUUCUUUGUUGCCUAUUCUGCAGUUCCAUGCGUAUUAGCAUCGCAUUGUCGGACCCCGCUCGUUCCUCAUUCUUUAUUCGAUUUGGCCGAAGCGAAGACUCAGUAGCAAAGCUUGCUUGGCAAUGUCAAUGCGAAAAGGCUGAGUGAUAGUAAUACACAAAGGCACACAAUGAAAAC